This is a messenger RNA of Rana temporaria (common frog), 5430 nucleotides long. RefSeq names its product LRR binding FLII interacting protein 1 (gene LRRFIP1). NCBI's taxonomy places the organism in Eukaryota, Metazoa, Chordata, Amphibia, Anura, Ranidae. The record is from RefSeq and is a predicted model, not a curated record. Gene Ontology annotation, molecular function: RNA polymerase II cis-regulatory region sequence-specific DNA binding; DNA-binding transcription factor activity, RNA polymerase II-specific. Gene Ontology annotation, biological process: regulation of transcription by RNA polymerase II. The coding region runs from base 461 to 4216 and encodes 1251 amino acids. The transcript is spliced from 28 exons.
GAGGGAGACAUAGAGGAGAACCCUGCAGAGAGGAAGAGCAUCUGACCCAUUUCCUUUUGCAAUCUCAGUGCUGGGAACAGUAGCUGAGUGGAGGGGGGAUAGUAUAACAAGAGUGGGCUUAGAUCUGGUGUAAUCAGGAGACACGACAAGCAGGUAUCUGCAUCCAAGGAAACAAUACUCAGCCUCAGCGGGGACGGGAUCAGUAGAGGACACGCUGUGACAAGGACAGCAGAACCAUAGACACACAUAUACCGGACUGCAUUGUGAAGAUAAGGAGCGACACGCUGUCACUGAGACCACGCUGUGGAGGCCAACGCCACCCCCUUCAUCACCAAAUUGGCGCUGAUACAAUCACUGACGUGGACUGCUCUAUUGCUGUGGGUUUACCUAACGAGGGCUGCAUGUGGAUCUCGAACUGAUCUGUCCCUUCUCUUCUUACCACUGCCAGCUCGGAGCUGAGAUGGGCACCCAGGGCACCGGUAGGAAAAGACACCCCAACCGGGAAAGACUGUCUGCUGAGGACCAUGCCUUGAAUCAGAUAGCUCGAGAGGCAGAGGCAAGGUUGGCAGCAAAGAGAGCCGCACGGGCUGAAGCAAGAGAAAUUCGGAUGAAAGAGCUGGAGCGACAACAGAAAGAGAUCUACCAGGUUCAGAAGAAAUAUUAUGGUUUGGAUGCCAAGUGGGGUGACAUUGAGCAGUGGAUGGAAGACAGUGAGCGAUACUCACACAGACCACGGAGGAAUCUCCAGGCUUCAGAUGAUGAUGAUCUCAUGUCUGUGACUAGCAGAAGCAGUCUUAGGACCAAUGGUUACGAGGAUGAAUUACUUGGACCAUCACAGUAUAGGAAGUCCAGCAGGAGCUCCACAGGCAGUGGAGAGACCAUUCAGUCCUCCCGGGGGGCACCUAAAGACGAGGCAAUGAGCGCUUAUUACUCUGACCUCAGCCUGGCCAGUGCUCCGCUCUCCAAGCAGCAGCAAUCCGUGCACAAUGGAAGUCGGCCUUCACUUCUGAACUGCAACUCUCUGCCUUCCAGAUCUCAGCGGGGGUCCCUGUAUGAUGAGGGUGUCAGCAAUAGCAGCCGUCGUUCUUCCAGUUCUCGGCCUCCCUCUGAGUACAGCUGUUACCCGGGCUCUGGAUCUCGUGCCUCCUCUCGUGCCAGUUCUGCCCGUGCCAGCCCUGUGGUGGAAGAAAGAUCAGACAAAGACUUUGGAGAGAAGGGUAGUCGUCCAGUGUCCAGCUUGUCGGCAGCUACACUUGCUUCAUUGGGUGGGACGUCCUCACGAAGGGGCAGCGGAGACACUUCAAUUUCUGUAGAUACAGAGGCAUCUAUCAGGGAAAUAAAGGAGAUCAGUGAGUUGAAGGAGCAAAUUGAGGAUGUAGAAGGCAGAUACAUGCAAGGGCUAAAGGAGAUGAAGGACUCACUGACAGAAGUGGAGGAGAAGUAUAAACGGUCUAUGGUAACAAAUGCCCAGUUAGACAAUGAGAAAACAUCUUUACAAUAUCAAGUGGACACACUACGGGAAGUUCUCUUGGAGUUUGAGGAGGAACUAGCAGAGUCCCGGCGUCAGUAUGAAGAUAAACAUAAAGAAUGCGAACGGCAAAAACACGACCAGAAUAUCUUGCGUUUCCAGCUGGCUGAGAUGAAGGAAGCAUUGGAGCAAAGAGAGUCGCUCUUAACAGAGAUCCGCCAGCUGCAACAAAGACAAGAAAACGGUGACCGCGAGAUCUGUGACCUUAAGGAGACCAUAGAAUGGAAGGAUAAAAAGAUAGGGGCUUUAGAGAGACAAAAAGAUUUUUUUGAACCAGUUCGCAGUGAACGUGAUUCCCUCAGGGAAGAGGUGACCCGUCUGAGGGAUGAGCUGAAGAAACAUGGCAUAGCACUGGAUUCUGUGGGCACCCCCAAUGGAGAUGCUUCUGUAGAACCUCAUGUAAAUGCAGAUGGCCGACCCGAUCCACCGAUAAGGGCAACAUCCAUGGGCCCCUCAGAGGAAGCAGUGGAGAAAAAGGAAACUAUGUCAGUGGUGGGUGAAAUUCCUCCCUCCAAGACUGAGCAGGCCAAUCGGGAAGUAUUACUGACUGCUUCAUCAGAAUCGCCACUGAAUGCAGAGGUUGGAGAUAAAAUUAAAGAGCGAGUCAUUCAAGAAUUUGCUCACAAUUCAAAUGCUGAAGUAAAUACUGUUGGUACCCUCAGUGGCUGUCAAACAGAUCUAGAGAAUAAUGGAGGUCUGCCACUUGAUUCAGAAUCAACAAGCAAUGAAUGUGAAAUGGCGGUGGACGAACAUACUCCAGAAAAUGUACACAAAGAGGAUUUAGAGCUACGUUUUUCAGAGAUGCCUAAAGAGACAACAGUCGCCCAGAGGAACACAAGCCCAGUAGAAUAUGAUGUCUUCCAAGAUGCUCUGGAAAAUGUUGUUCAGUCUCCUUUAGUAGCUAAUCAGUUCAGUGAAGAAUACACAGUUUCUGCGGGUGAUUUUAGGAGUGAUGACUAUAACAUCAGCCAACAAGACUUGCAUAAGGAAGAAGACCAAUGUGAUGUGCAGAGCACAUCUAUUGAAAGUAACAGUGUUCCCAAAAAUGGAACUUUGGAGAUUUCAGAUUGUAGAGACAAUAUUGUCGUCAGUACAGAUGAUAUAGGUGACCUUCAUAAAGACACAAAAGAUGAGCAUAAAACAAGCAGCUCUGAUGAUUCUAGUCAGGAUGAUUCAGAAGGGAGUACUGCUGAUGAGAUGACAGCUACAGCUGUAGAACAUGAAGUGUGUGAGAAGGAGGUGAAGCAUGAAGAACAGUCUGUUCUUGUUGAGCCAGGGUUAGAGUGUAGAGAGGAUGACUCAAAAGCUAGUAAUACAAACGACAUAUCUUCUGAGAAGGAGUCCGUAUCUGCAGAGGCAACCGUUCACACCGAUGCAUAUGAUGUAGCUGAAGAGAAAAACACUGAUGCAUCUCCCGAGCAGUCAUCACAAGACACCCAGCUUAUAAAAGAGAAACAACUGGUAGACCGUGAAAACAAUAACUAUGGUGAGGUUUCAGAGCCUUGUAUCAUAAGCAACAUGCAAAGUGCAGUUAAGAGUGAAGAGGAUAGCAAUAGUCACCUAGACCAACACAAAGGUACAACAGAUGCUGGCAGCAUUCAUGCUAAUCUAGAAAGUCAGAAAAAUGUAAAAAUGAAUACUGCAUUUCCAGAUUUGCCAGGGGCUGAGUUAUUGGAUGAAAGGGAAGAAAACACAUUUUCUGACACUUUAGUGUCUCACGAGAGUGAGAGAAGCAAUAAAAAAAUGAAUACUGUCUUCUCAGAUGCACUAGACACAGCAUUAUUAGAUGAAGGAAACCUAGACAAAAUUUCUGAUCAUCCAGUGUGUGACAAGAGUGAGGCCAUAAAUGAAAAAACGAAUCCGGUCUUCCCAGAUGCACCAGUAACUGAGUUAUUGGAAGUAGCGAAAACCUCUGAUCAUCCAGAUGGAUCAUCAUCCAGUGAGACCACAAUUGACAACAUUCCAGUUGUUGCAGAAACCCAAAAAGACUCGGUUUCCAUUGAGACUGUAAGUAGUGAGGGCGAGGCUACACCAGAGGGGGAAGAAUCUGAUGAUAAUGACAAUGAAAAUGUGGCUGUACGUAGUGAAAAAUACACUGGAGAAAGUCUUCCAUUGGGAUCAUCAGUGGACCAUGGAUCUACAGAUGACAUACGAAUGGAGGACAGCUCGGAUAAAGCUGCCAGAAAAGGAAAAGGCAAAAAUAAAGAAGACUGUGUGGUUUCAGUUCCUCUGUUGAGCAGAGAAAUCAGGAUGAAGAAAUUAAUGGAUGAGAGGGAAUCCUUCCUAGAGCAGAUUAAAAGACUGAAGAGCCAACUAGAAGAGAGAAACUUCAGAAACCGAAGUCCUGAUAACCCAGAUGGGGACGAUAUGGAAAAUGGCACUGAUGUGCAAAGAGAUUCUAGCAGACAAAUCAGUGACCUCAAAUUUAAAAUAACCAAAUCCACACAAGAAAUAACUGCCUUAGAACAGAAUGUUAUUCGGCUAGAGAGCCAGUUGUCCCGAUUCAAAACGUCUUCAGAAAAUGCUGAAAAAAUUGAAGAUGAAUUAAAAGCUGAAAAACGAAGAUUACAGAGGGAGCUCCGUACAGCCUUGGAUAAGAUUGAUGAGCUUGAAGUAGGCAAUAGCCAUUUGGUAAAGAGGUUGGAGAAGAUGAAGGCCAACCGAAGCGCCAUCUUGUCCCAGCAGUGACUUUUGCGGUGGUUGGAACAUGUGAAUAUAGAUAAAGAGCACUCGAAGUGCCAUUUUUCCAGGCUUCUGCUUCUGUCAAAAUAAUGUAACCACCAGUAUGAUGGAGCCAUGAGACAGAACAGAGGGAUCUAUUGCCAAUAGAUUAUUUAAAUCCACUCACUGCCUGUGGCAAUAGCAAUGCAACUUCCAUUCUUUACAAUGUUUCUCCUGUGGCACUAAAUGUCCGGGGAAUCCCAAGUAUGGCGAAGCAGGUGACUCCAGCAUUUCAGUGUGGCUUAUUUUAGGGCAGAAGAAGCGGAGCCUUGCCAUAAACUCAGAACAAGGACAGUCCUGAUAAAUAAUUAUGAUGGAAUUGGUAUUAAACAGAUUUUCCAAGUUUUUACAAGCUUAAACGUGAAAUCUCCUUUAUUCCCCGACUCACAGAAUUUGACAGUCGCAAAAAUAAAAGCCAUUGCCAAAUAAUCAUAACCUUACGGGUUAAAAACACAGUACUGCAGCAUAGAGGCAAUAUCUGAGGCACUGUAAAUUUGGACAAUAUACUACAUUUUUGUACCUUUUGCUGUGAACAUAAGCACAAUUUAAAAAGGUGUAAGGUAUCGGGAAACAAACGCACAGCAGAGUUAUGCUACAUAUUGGCUGUGUCAUCCUGCAUGGCUACCUGCUGCUACAAUUCGUCAUCAUUCUAAAGAGUUCAGCUACAGACGUUCUCUGCUGUACAGGAGCAGCAAAUGUGCCUCGCUGUAAGCAGGACAUUAUGAAGACAACGGUGAGCCCAGGGACACACUGCUGGUUUUCCAUUAUGACGUGUGCAACUGACAAAAACAAAUGCUGUAUGUGAUUUGUCCUUGUUGCUCUUGGACUUUUUUCAGACACUUGGAAUGUUCCUAUUUAUUAUUGGGGGGGAGGGAAGCAAUGCGGUUCACUGGAGGAAAUUUGCAGAUGCAAAAAUCACCCAAAGAUUAAUGAAUGUGUGUGCGCGCAUGUGUGUUAAUAUUUUUUGGAGACACAAGCCAUGGAACAGAGACUCACUGAAUGUGUGUGCAUUCCCAUUGUCAUUCUUUUUUGGGGGAAAGUGGCCUUAUUUGACUUGUGCUGGACUCUUGAUAAACAAGCAUGAAGCUACAGCUCUAUCACUUCUUCAGUCACUGGAGUUUUUUCUCUUUCAGGGUUAAUAAACGCAUCACUGAAUAAUAAAGAGAUGACUCAAAACUUUA